This is a messenger RNA of Cladocopium goreaui, 1018 nucleotides long. Lineage: Eukaryota; Dinophyceae; Suessiales; Symbiodiniaceae. The record is from the annotation of a GenBank genome assembly.
AGGCCAGCUGAAGGUCGAAACCGUUAGUUGGCAAGGAAAGAGAUUGCAGACAUCUUUACAGAUCCUCCCAGAGGAUGAAGAUACUCCGCAUGUCACCAGAGAUGAGGCUGCGAGUCCCAUGGGAAGGUCCUUGAGAGAGAGGACUUCCAAGCUGGAGGCCUUGUGGGACCGUCCAGCCUAUCGCAUGCGGCGCUUCAACUUGACCGCGGAGCCAGGUGAACAUCCGUGCUGGGCGGGCUUCAAGUCCAUGAUGAGAGAUACAGAUCGAUGCAAGGGAUGGCAGAGAAGCUAUGUGCCCAAGGGCCAGAAGCAGUCCUUCUACAACACAGGUGCCAGCAGGUCGAGUAAUUUCACCUUAGAGGAUGUCGUCGCUGAUCAGAUCAACGUGUGGCUCGAGGAGAACUCCACCGAUGUGCAUCGAGACGUUGCUGUGAAGGCAGCAGAGAUCUACACCAAUGCUUUGGGAGCGGUUGAGCUGAAGCCGACCGAAGACACCGCUAGCUGGAUGGAACAAGAGUGCAAGGUCAUGGGCCAGAUGCCUUUCAUGUACUCGUGCUCCAACAAGAUCAAUGUCUUGGUUCAGAAAUGCGGCUUCGACAAUGCCUUCGUCAUGUCCAAUGACUAUUUGGUGAACUAUCCCGCGCCGGUGAACAACAAGUCAGAACCCAACAAUGACAUCAUCUUCUACCUCUGCACUGAGAUGGUGGACGGGAAUCCCAAUCCUUAUGCCCUUGCCAAUACCUUCGCCCAUGAAUUGGCGCAUGUGAUUCAGGGGGGAUUUGGCCACAGUUCGGGUGUAAUGAUGGAGGGUGGUGCCACCUGGUUGGAAGGGAAUCUUCUCAACUUGGCUCCCCGUCCUAUGAUCUUUGCAUGGGGCUUCCGCGAUUGGAAUCGUAUCAAUGCCGCGCACAUCUAUGCGGAGACCAAACAGACCAACGCCCGCAAGUUGCUGGGACGUGCUGGGACGGGCGGAUGGCAUCCUGCACUUCUGGCCCUUGAAAAAAGAGAUUCUCAGUGA